AUGUCGCUGGUGCGUUCACAUCCAUUACUCUCGGGAAUUUUGUUUGAUGGGGGUGUUGACCUGGACCGUCAUGAAUAUGGUUUCAAUCCUGCUGAUGUUCUGAGAGAUCUUAACUUUCCCAACCCAAAUCCGAUGCUCGUGGCGAACGUUCCCGAGGAGCCUGCAAACCAAUUCAAAGUCAUGUUGUACCUCAGGCACUUUAUUCCCGAGAAAAUCCAAAUAACUAUCAGUGACAAGGUCAUUACUGUGAGGGGUGAACAUAAUAGUCGGUUGGAUAAACAUGGAUUUGUAAUGCGCUCCUUCGAAAAGACAAUUCCUGUGCCCGAUGACGUCGACGAAGCUGCCAUCAGUGCCAUGUACUACCAAAAUGGUGUCCUUGUUAUCCGAGGUCCUCGUGUUUCUGAAGGCGUUCCUGCUUCUGUUAUUCGAGAAGUACCGAUUAAGUUGCAGGCGCAAACUCAUAUGCAAACAUAUGUUGUGAAAGCUGUAAUAGUGACGGAACCUCGUCAUCCUGGACUGAUAUAA
This is a messenger RNA of Uloborus diversus, 525 nucleotides long. RefSeq names its product alpha-crystallin A chain-like. The record is from RefSeq and is a predicted model, not a curated record. The coding region runs from base 1 to 525 and encodes 174 amino acids. NCBI's taxonomy places the organism in Eukaryota, Metazoa, Arthropoda, Arachnida, Araneae, Uloboridae. Gene Ontology annotation, molecular function: protein folding chaperone. The transcript has a single exon. Gene Ontology annotation, biological process: response to heat; protein refolding.